AUGACUAUCAAGAAAGUAUAUGAUGUCGUGGUGGUCGGGGCAGGCCUCAGUGGCCUCCAAGCAGCCCUUUGUGUUAAAGCUGCGGGCCUCAGUGUCUGCGUCCUGGAGGCGACCAACCGAGUUGGAGGAAAGACGUUCACCGUCCAAUCCUGCGAGAAGGGAUUCAAUGACUUAGGUGCCGCCUGGAUCAACGACACAAAUCAAAGCGAGAUGUACAGACUAUUCCAGAAAUACGGUAUUGAAGGCGAGGUCCAGCGAGAUCAUGGGGAUACCGUCCUCGAAUCCGCCGAUGGCUCUGUUGUCAAAGUACCCUAUGGCCAAGAACCGAUCGCAUCUCCAAUAUUCGAAAACUUGCUUGAGGUAUUUCGAACAGAGUCAUCGCUUGUUGACUUAAGCGAUCCUUCUAACUCUCCAGGUGCCGAAGAGAUUGAUCAACUUACAUUCAGAGAAUUUUGUGUGACUCGAGCUGAGACUGAGGAUGUCGCUGGCUUUGCCGACUUGAUCUGCUCUGCUCUUCUUGGUGUGGAGAGUAGUGAAGUGAGCGCUUUGUACAUGCUGCACUAUUUCAAAUGUGGUACUGGCAUCGACAAUUUACUUUCAGAUAAGAAGAAUGGAGGCCAAUACUUGCGCAACAGAGACGGCAACCAAACCAUUUCACAAAACAUGGCCAAGGAGCUCGACCAUAACACUGUGUUCUUCCGGAACCCGGUCAUCUCGAUUGACCAGUCCCAAGGCGAUCUCUGUACAGUCUCAACAGAAGCUGGAUUGGAUUUCCACUGUCGGAAAGUGAUCGUGUCUAUUCCAACCACGUUAUACCCUUCCAUCAAGUUCAACCCACCCCUACCCGAGAAGAAGACGGCACUCGGAAACAAUACAGCCAUGGGAUAUUACAGCAAGAUGGUGUUCGUAUUUGAUGAGCCUUGGUGGCGUGACGCUGGAUUCUCCGGCGUAAUUGAUUCUGAAAUGGGGCCCGCUAGCUUCACACGAGAUACCAGCAUUCCGGCUGACGACCAAUGGUCGAUAACCUGCUUCAUAGUCGGAGACCUAGGAAGGCAAUGGUCGAAGCUAUCUCGGGCCGCUCGUCAUCAUGAGGCUUGGGCGCAAUUUAGACACAGCUUUGAAAUGUUUGUUGACCAUGUGCCUGAGCCGACCAAUACAUUGGAGAUGGAAUGGGCCAAACAAGCUUUCUUCCUCGGAGCCCCAUGUCCGGUCAUGGCCCCUGGAGUGCUGACAUCUGUGGGAACUGAGCUGGCAACCUCAUUUGAGAAUAUUCAUUUUGUUGGCACUGAGACUGCCAAUGUGUGGCGAGGCUACAUGGAAGGUGCUGUGCGAUCGGGACAACGAGGAGGUGCCGAAGUCGUGCAAGCCUUAUCCAGAAGCUCCUCUGGUCAGACCUAG
Penicillium maclennaniae is the source of this 1398-nucleotide messenger RNA. Its product is annotated as flavin monoamine oxidase family protein. NCBI's taxonomy places the organism in Eukaryota, Fungi, Ascomycota, Eurotiomycetes, Eurotiales, Aspergillaceae. The transcript is spliced from 3 exons. The record is from RefSeq and is a predicted model, not a curated record. Gene Ontology annotation, molecular function: oxidoreductase activity. The coding region runs from base 1 to 1398 and encodes 465 amino acids.